Candida tropicalis MYA-3404 is the source of this 660-nucleotide messenger RNA. It is a transcript of the gene CSH3, whose product is annotated as Csh3p. Gene Ontology annotation, biological process: endoplasmic reticulum to Golgi vesicle-mediated transport. Gene Ontology annotation, cellular component: endoplasmic reticulum membrane. NCBI's taxonomy places the organism in Eukaryota, Fungi, Ascomycota, Pichiomycetes, Serinales, Debaryomycetaceae. Bases 1 to 660 code for a protein of 219 amino acids. The record is from RefSeq and is a predicted model, not a curated record. The transcript has a single exon.
AUGAUGUCAUAUCAAGAAAUUGUUCCAAUUGGAACUUCAUUAAUCAUUGGAGCCACUUGUUUUGGAUUAGGAGUUAUCUAUGGUAACUGGCCAUUUGAUUUAAAUACUUUAUGGAGACAUGAUGUUCCUAAUGGAUUUGAAGAUUCUCUUAAUUAUUAUAAACAAUGGGGUAAUUCACCAAUGUAUAUUCAUUAUACUUUACAUGCUGUUGGUAUUCUUGGAUUAAUUGGACAUUUCAUCAAAUUAUAUAAACCAGAUGAAGAAGCUAAAUAUUUCGAAUAUGGUAGUUUAGGUUUAUUCAUGGUUGGUAUUAUUAUUUAUUUGACCAAUUUAAGAACCGGUGUCAAUUCUUGUGUUAGUGGAGAAUGGGGUGAAGUUGAUCAACAAACUGGUAUUAAUGUUGUUGCUGCUAGUCAAGUUAUGAUUAUCUUUGUUUUAUUGGGAGUUUUGGUUUUACAAGGUGGAUUAUACUAUGCUCAAUGGUAUGAUAACAAAUUGAAAGAAGAAUUCUAUAGACAAGAAGCUGAAGAAGCCGCUUUAGCUGCUGAAAAGCAAGCUAAACAAGAACAUGACAUUGUUGUUGAAGAACAAAAGGAAGAAGCUAAAGCCACUGGUGCUUCUAAGAGUGGUAACAAAUCUGCCAAAAAGAGAAAGUCUUAA